This is a messenger RNA of Cariama cristata (Red-legged seriema), 1108 nucleotides long. RefSeq names its product syntabulin-like. The transcript has a single exon. Gene Ontology annotation, cellular component: vesicle; cytoplasmic microtubule. The record is from RefSeq and is a predicted model, not a curated record. Gene Ontology annotation, biological process: synapse maturation; axonal transport of mitochondrion. The annotation marks the transcript as partial. NCBI's taxonomy places the organism in Eukaryota, Metazoa, Chordata, Aves, Cariamiformes, Cariamidae.
GGAAACCGAAGAAUUGAAAGCUCAUCUAAGAUGGAUGAAGGAAGACUGGAUUGAAGAAGAGUGUAAUCGUGUGGAGGCAGAGCUGGCCUUCUGGGAAGCAAGAGGGGAAAUUAGAGAACUCAGGCAGGUUCUUGAAAGCAUGAAAAACAGCUUGGCUGAGAAAGACGGAAAAUUUCGGAAGUACUUCCUAGACGUAAGCAUUGAAAACAAGAAAUUGGAGUCUUUGCUGCGAAGCAUGGAGAUGGCUCAGAACAGCUCUGUGAGAGGUGAGCAGUGCCUGGAGUACACGUGUGGCUCGGACGGGAAGCUGUUAGCAUUGUGUGCCAUGAUGCCAGGCAACCUGGUCACAGAGGACCGAGCUCUGGAGGAGCUGGCAGAUGGUGGGCUGCUGCUCAUUGAGGGCAGUGCUAAUGGGACCAAUUGAUCUGAAGAGAGUUUGAUCACUGCAGCCUCCAAGUUGAGUGAUGCAGCUCCCUCCACUUCUGCUGUGAAUCCAGAGAUGCUGGAAGAUGUUGUGGGUGAAGAACUGACUUCUUGCCAGGAGGAGGAGAAAAUCAGCAAUGUGGGGGUGGAACAGACCGUCCAGACUGACGUGGUGCCGUACAGCUCAGAUGUGGAGCAGCUCAUUCAGAACAUCUUCAGAGCUCAAGGUCCCUAUCCUCUAAGCCCACCUUCUUCACUGGAGGAAUUGGGUGAGUUUUCCCUUAGAAGUGUCAGCGGUUCUGGGAUCACAGUGGACUUAACUCCAAGUGAUCCAAACACUGCCGUCCUUUUGUCUCCUGUGGAGUCUCCAUGCAUGAAGAUUGAGCACAGAGUUAACAAAAAUCAUUUUAUGAAAGAACUUGAUUUUACAGAACCUCAUGAUGAUGAAACCUUUGGGGAUGUCAAGACUUUCUCUGAGACAGGAAUAAAGAAGAGAUACUGGAGCAGCAGUCUCCUCAGAGGUCUUCUGGCUGUAGCAGCCCCUGUUGUACCAACUCUCCUGUGGGCUUUGAGUACUCGGGGAGGAGGAACAAAUCCUAUUUACAAGAUUGGAGUAUUGCUUUGUGGUUGCUGCCUGGUGGCUCUGCACUCUUUGCACCAUUCAGCCUUCAAUAUCAGAACUUAA